Messenger RNA from Hyla sarda, 2564 nucleotides. RefSeq names its product solute carrier family 25 member 43 (gene SLC25A43). Gene Ontology annotation, biological process: transmembrane transport. The coding region runs from base 152 to 1180 and encodes 342 amino acids. The transcript is spliced from 5 exons. NCBI's taxonomy places the organism in Eukaryota, Metazoa, Chordata, Amphibia, Anura, Hylidae. The record is from RefSeq and is a predicted model, not a curated record.
UGGUGCUUAUUACUACAUUGUCCAAUGAGAACAAAGAGAACGGACAACCAAUCAGACGCAUGUACUGGAAGUAGAUCUGUCAAGGAUAUAGUAAAAGAAGCGCAGAGUGUGCGGCCCCGCCGCCGGCUGUACGGCCCAGUGCUCACUGUACAUGGCGACUCUGCAGCGGGACUCCCGGCUCACCUCCUGGCAGAGCACACUAUGUGGGGGGCUGGCGGGGGUGCUGAGCCGCACUGCUACCGCUCCGCUGGAUGUGGUGAAGAUCCUCACACAAGUGGGCACCUUCCACUCCAAAGAGGGCUUCCUGCGCGCCUUCCCGCUGCUGUACGGGGCCGAGGGGCUGAGGGCUUUCUGGAAGGGGAACCUGACCGCCUGUGUGCGCCUCUUCCCGUACAGCGCCGUGCAGCUGUCCGCCUACCACAAGUUAACGGUAAUGUUCAUGGAUGACUUGGGGCAGAUCUCACAAUGGCAGGCCAUUGUUGCUGGCAGCGUGGCUGGAAUGUUGGCGGCCGUUGUUAUCUACCCGACUGAUGUUGUCAAGACUCGUCUCAUUGUCCAGAACAGCAUGGAGCCCACAUAUAGAGGCAUAAUACAUGCUCUGUGCUGUGUGUAUUAUCAGGAGGGAUUCCGCUCUUUAUAUCGAGGAGUUUCCCUUUCAAUCCUUGGAGCCGUUCCAUUCUCAGCUGGUCUGUUCUUCAUGAAUAUGAGUUUGGAUAAGAUUUGGCAGGAGCCUGGUGACCGCUUAUCUCCAGUCCAGAAUUUUAUAAAUGGAUGCCUUGCUGCAGGAGUGGCGCAGACAAUGUCAUUUCCCUUUGAAACUGUCAAGAGAAAGAUGCAGGCACAAAGCCAGAUUCUUCCACAUUGUGGGGGGGUUGAUAUCCAUUUCAAUGGCGUGCUUGAUUGCUUUAGACAAUUGGUGAAAACAAAAGGUGUGCUUAGUCUUUGGAAUGGACUAACUGCAAACUUGCUUAAGGUUGUUCCUUAUUGUGGUUUGAUGUUCACAACAUUUGAGUACAGCAAGCGGUUCUUCCUUUAUCGAAACGGUUACAUUGUUUCCCCGUUGAGCAACCAGCUGACACCAGGGGUGGACCAGAGCCUCGGACCCCGAGAACUGGAGGAGCUGCGCAAGUUUUUAAGACAUAAGAAUUUUGCUAACAGGAAUCCAUCUCUAAAGAGCUGAAUAUGGGGAAGAGGAAAAUCGAAUAUACAAUAUUGUGUUUAGAUCAAUGAAUUGGUAUAAAAUUCUUACAAAUUUUAUUUUUUUUACUAAAUGGCUAUAAGACUGCAUUGUUCAUAAGAAAAUUGUCUAGUCAAAGAUCAUAGUUAAAUGGGUAACUCUUGUGAUGUAAAAUUCGCUAUUGUUGUCCUGUUCAUAGGUGGUUAUGUUGACUGCCAGUUUGUCGCUGGUAUCACACGUCCAUUUUAUACAGCUGUUUUCAAAGGAUACAGGAUAUACUGUACAAGACAAAAUAGAAGCACAGCACUUUUAUUAAAAUUACGUACGAACUGAACCCCUUUAUGCAGAGUUCAUUCUGAGCAUAGCACAUCAAAAACACAUGCCUCUGGUUUUCUAAACGUGUUUUGGUGUAUUAUAUUUGUUUUCUUUUUAAGUCCAAUCCAAAAACCUUUUGAACGACUGGAACAAAAGUUUAUACACUUAACUUGCUGCCUUCUUGAAAGUUAAGAUGCUGAGCUCCAAAAAGGUUUUAGGUGUAGAAAUACAGUGAUCCCUCAACAUACGAUGGUAAUUUGUUCCAAAUAAACCAUAGUCACUUGAACCUAGAGAUGAGCGAAGUUACAGUGAUUUGAUUCGUCACAAACUUCUCGGCUCGGCAGUUGCUGACUUUAGCCUUCAUAAAUGAGUUCAGCUUUCAGGUUCUUUGGUGGGCUGGAAAAGGUGGAUACAGUCCUAGGAGACUCUCGGGUGCAAUAGUAAUAUAGAAUGUUAUACUUACAUAUCCCCGCUGCUCUGGACCAUCACUGCUGCCCUGGAUCAUCGCUGUCAUCACAUCCCCGGGGUGUUCAUGCCGCUCUGGACCAUCACUGCUGCUCUGAGAGGCCACCGUAUGUUGAAAUUAUCGUAUGUCGGGGCCAUCUUAGGUCGAGGGAUCACUGUAUUAAUACAGUGUAUUAAUAUGUUCCUAUAGACCAGUGCUUCUCAAAUAGUGGGGCGCGAGGCUCCAUAAAGGGGGGGCCCGACUCACUCGCAAGCAGCGUCCCACACAGGGGUGACGUGACCUCACGUCUAAGCGCAGCAGCCCACCAUGUCGGAGUUCACUGUGCCACCGAGCAGUGCGUCCGCCGCCCUGCUCUCUCUCGUACAGGCCCUGCUUGUCCUCAGGUACAGAUCCCCCGCUUGUUAGUGUACAGAGCCCCGCUUGUCGUCAGUGUACAGAGCCCCGCUUGUCGUCAGUGUACAGAGCCCCGCUUGUCGUCAGUGUACAGAGCCCCGCUUGUCGUCAGUGUACAGAGCCCCGCUUGUCGUCAGUGUACAGAGCCCCGCUUGUCGUCAGUGUACAGAGCCCCGCUUGUCGUCAGUGUACAGAGCCCCACUUGUCGUCAGU